AUGCCAAGUCAAGCGGGUAUCAAGGACGUCAUGGACAGAAGAGUAAAGUUCCCACACGACUUGGUGUUUCACGACAUGGUUAAAGAUGGCGAUCCGUCGGAAAUGUGCCAGUUUUUGAAACGGCCCAGCGUCGACACAAAGAUGCUAGUGAACGCAGAAGAGGGUCAAAGUAACCCUGCUUUCCAUCAGCUUGUUAAGGACGGGAACUUAAAAUGCGUCCGAAUGCUUGUAACACUGGGUGCAGACGUGAACAUGCAAGAUGAGGAUGGGUGUACCUCGCUACAUCACAGCGUACAGGCCGGUAACGUUGCUGUUACAAAGUUUUUACUUCGCAGCGGCGCGAAUCCUGAUAUAAGCAACGCUGACGGUGCGUUUCCCGUCGAUUUAACAGAUGACUUUGACUUGAUUGAAAUGCUCGUCAAGUAUUCUCCAGAAGAACGGAGGAAAAGCAUGGCAGCAACAAAUAAGGCGUAA
Molecule: messenger RNA, 474 nt
Organism: Porites evermanni
Lineage: Eukaryota; Metazoa; Cnidaria; Anthozoa; Scleractinia; Poritidae
Source: the annotation of a GenBank genome assembly